CAACUCAUCGACUUUAUGGCGGGCUUCAGCUGUAUCUCUCUCCUUUUUGACAGCUUGGGAAAUGGCAUGGCUGCUUUUCCCGUACUGGUUGACUUCGUCGCCUAUAGCAAGAACCACCUUGGCCAGCUGAUUGGUGCGUUUGUAUUGCAGGAUAUGUCCUUCUUUGUGCUCAACGAUCCUGAUCCAACAUACCAGGCCUACCUGCAGGAAUUACGCAUCCUCCAGCACGAACUGGCCAGUUUGCCGGGUUUCAUUGCCAACUUUUUGGCUUCGGCACCAGCAGCAAAGUCAAAAUCCACCGAACGUUUGCUCCAAGCUGCCCUUGAAUGUGUGGUAAAUGAUGAACUUGCUGAUUGCGCGGCAUUGGACUCUAUGAGGAAUGCUCUGGCAAGGGUGCAUCCAUUGUUUCUGGAUGCUAUCAAUGCAGCAGUGCCAGAAGCUGCAACGGAUGAUCGUUCUUCACAGUAAAGGCAUGGUAUGCGGCCAAUUUCUUCGCUUCUCAAUAGUGACUUUCAGUGCCAACCGUACAGUGAUAGUGCAAGAUUUUGGAAGCUGCGAGCAUAUGGGUCCAGGAAAA
Messenger RNA from Cladocopium goreaui, 577 nucleotides. The record is from the annotation of a GenBank genome assembly. NCBI's taxonomy places the organism in Eukaryota, Dinophyceae, Suessiales, Symbiodiniaceae.